This is a messenger RNA of Cyanistes caeruleus (blue tit), 1733 nucleotides long. NCBI's taxonomy places the organism in Eukaryota, Metazoa, Chordata, Aves, Passeriformes, Paridae. The record is from RefSeq and is a predicted model, not a curated record.
CUCCUGCCGCCUCCUUUGCAGUCCAGAGCUGUCUGGAUCGCUCCAUCGCUCGCUGCGGCCUAAGAUCAUCUUCGCGGGGUGGUUUAUUCUGGGUGCAGUGAGACAUUGCUGUGAUUCGGGGGCUCUUGGUGACCAGGCAGCAGCUGGAUGUGAGCGAGUGUUCGCCGGGCUAGGGAGAGCCCUGCUUCGGCUAAGUAGGAGUGGAGAACAAUUGCGGGAUAUUGUCCCUGGCCUGUCUGUGCAUCGUUCGUGAGGUUUUUUUGAUUAGGUUUCCUUACAGUGCAAAAUGAGUGUGCAGCUGUGUAUGUCUCAUUAUUAAUAACACAUAAUAAACCCAGCGCUGCUGAGUGGGUGUGUGUGCGCAGCUCACGGUCAGAGUAAAUAUUAUGGGGAAAUUCACACUAACUGAAAUAUUUCAGUUGCAUUGUUCAGUCUCUGAACAUGGCAUAGUACAUCCAUUUGAUGAGUACAGAGGUGAUGAACUAGCAUACAUUCUUUUAUUUAAUCCCCAGCUCCCUAAGUAUGAUAGUGAGCAAAUGUGCAAAGAUUUAAUGGUUACUAUUCUUCUAGAGCAGCACUCUUACAACUACGUGUUUUGCCUCUGACUUCUUGUAAAGCUGAUGUUUUCUAUUUGGUUGUCUUUUAUUUAUGCAGAUGACCAUGUUGAUCUGUCUCUUCAGAUGGGUCUGAGAUGUAUCCUUCAAGAUUACAACAGGAAAAGACAACUGAAAUCCAGCAGUACCUUGCCUGUCUCUCUGACUGAAAUGAAAAGCAACAUGUUCACUGUGAAGAGACCUUUCAGCACUUCACACUCAUCAGUGGAUUCAAAGGAAAUGAAAAAAUUCCAGCUCCUUGCACAUAAGUGGUGGGAUGAAGAAGGAGAAUAUGCAGCCCUUCAUUCUAUGAAUGACAUUAGAGUGCCAUUUAUUAGAGAUACUCUGUUGAGCAUGAGUAGUAAUUAUCAUCUGGGAAAUCCACUUUCUGGAAUCAAGAUUCUUGACGUGGGCUGCGGUGGAGGACUGCUGAGUGAGCCUUUAGGUAGACUGGGAGCUUCAGUUACUGGAAUUGAUCCUGUGGAGGACAACAUUAGAACAGCAGAUCAGCACAAGUCAUUUGAUCCAGUCCUGGCCAAGAGAAUACAGUACAAGUCCAGUUCACUGGAGGAGAUUGUGGAAGAGUCUAUGGAAACCUUUGAUGUAAUUGUAGCUUCCGAAGUAGUGGAGCAUGUGGCUGACCUUGAAAUGUUUAUCAAGUGUUGCUCUCAGGUGUUAAAGCCUGAAGGUUCUUUAUUCAUUACGACAAUCAAUAAAACACAAUUGUCCUAUGUCCUGGGAAUUGUGGUUGCAGAAAAAAUAAUGGGGAUUGUACCAGAAGGAACACAUGAAUGGGAAAAAUUUGUUCCCCCUGAAGAACUGGAGCGCCUCCUGGAAUCAAAUGGCUUUUCAGUCAAGACGGUGAAUGGGAUGUUGUAUAAUCCGCUCUCAGGCUCCUGGAGCUGGGUGGAGAGCACGAGCCUGAACUACGCAGUGCACGCAGUCAAGUCUGGAACUUGGGCACAGUCACACACCACAGACACCCCGCCACAGACAGACAUUCAACAGCACUCAGCCACAGCUGGCACAGCUGGCACUGUCCCAGACAGCACUGUCUGACAUGUGUGGUGAUAGACUGUCACCAGAACAGAAAAUGAGCUUUUACUCGGAUGGACACAAUAAAACCUUUGCUAACAACAA